This is a messenger RNA of Anthostomella pinea, 3510 nucleotides long. The record is from the annotation of a GenBank genome assembly. NCBI's taxonomy places the organism in Eukaryota, Fungi, Ascomycota, Sordariomycetes, Xylariales, Xylariaceae.
AUGGCGGCCAACAUACCUGCAAAGCUCAAGCAGGCGGGCAUCACCCCUUUCAUCGUGCGCGCCAAUCAGCUGGAAAGCGCAAAGCCCGUCAUCUCGUACUGGUGUCAUUAUUGGGUCGUAAACCAGAUCCUUGCCAAGCAACUUCACAACACCGACCACGAAUGUCUCAACUUCACCACGGCUUUGAUGGACAAGCUGGAGCAGACGAAAUCCCAACACGCAGGCAACGAUGCGAUACUCGAUGAUGUCGCCGGCCAAGCAUACGUUGAACAAUUCGCGCAGGAGACCUUCGAGAGGGCGCUUCGGCCCUUGAAGGCAAACAAGGUCACACAGCAAACUGCCAGCACCUUCGAAGCCGCCGCUACCUUCCUUCAACUCGUCAACAUCUGGGGUCAGCCUGAUCCCGAGACGCAGGAGAAGAUCAAGUACUCGAAAUGGAAUGCUGCCCGAAUACUAAAAGCGAUCAAGGAGGGUAAAGACCCCAACGAGUCCAACCCCAGGCAGGAGGAAGAGAAGCCAGAGCAGGCUUUGGACCUAAACGGCCCGGAGGUCCAGAUGAUUGAUUCUUCACAACCAAGGCCGGCAACGGUAGAGGAUGUGCCGGAUGAUGAGACGAGAUCGCAGACUGCACCCUCGAGAUAUUCCCUCCACGCGCCGGCACCGGUAUCCGCCCCAACUUCGCCUCUGCCGCCAACAGCACCGGUACCCGAACAGGUGUCACCUAUGGCGCCACCGGAUGCACCAACGUCAGACCCGGAAAGCUACUUCCCCAGUGCGCCGCAAUCAACCGACCAUGGUCCCUUGGAUCUGCCGUCUACAUCGAGUAUGCCGCCCCCAGGUUCCGGUGGCUACGACUCAGCGCCCUCUCCGCCUUUAGUUAUCCCGAGUCCCAGCACCCAUGAUCCAUCCAUGCCACCACCCGCCCCGCAGGUGCCGCUGAACCUCCCAUCAACACCCCAAGACUUCUAUCGAUCACAUCCGCCGCCAGCGUCAGCGCCAACACCGCCUGUAGCGCCCUCUCAGCGGCCUUACGCGCCUCCGCAAGCCCCUCCUGCGGUGCAGAACUACUAUUCCCAACCCUCACAGCCUGUCGCCCCGCAGGUGGCACCUGCCCCUGUACAGCCGGCGCAGCAAUACGGCGGAAGCGGCGGGCCCUCAAACUCGCAUACGAUUGAUGACAGGACAAUCGCAGAGGCACAAAAGCAUGCCAAAUGGGCAAUCUCGGCCCUCAACUUCGAGGAUGUGCCAACAGCUGUAAGAGAGUUGCAUGCGGCACUUGCUUCCUGCUGUUUACACGAACGAGGCCCCAUUUGCACCUAUGAUCUGUCCCGAGAUCCAACCGCUCUCGGACCCUGCCACGAAAGCAACCAAGCCCGCGAUCUCUUCGGGGGCGCCCAAGCGGUUAAAGGGGCUCUGCGAGGCGAUACCCUUGAUCAGGGCCUCCGGCUUGCCCUCCACGAACAGGUCGGUCGCCGUCGGCCCCAGCGCCACGGCGUUGACGGUGAUGCCCUUCCUGCCCAGGUCCUUGGCCAGCACGCGCGUCAACUGCUCGACGCACCCUUGGUCGAGGCGUACAGCGCAUAUGGUGGCGGCACAGCGCUAUUGCGUGUGAUGCCGGUCGAGACGAAGAUGAUGCGCCCGCCGGACGACAUGUGCGGCAGCGCCUUCUGCGCCAGGAAGAAUGGGCCCUUGACGUUGAGGUCGGGCUGCAUGGGCAUGAUCCCCCGCGUUGGGCACCAGCACGUCGAUGCGCCCGAACUUGGCCACCACCGCGUCGACGAGUGUCUGGAUCGACGAGACUUUAGACACGUCGGCCUGGACGGCCAGGGCCCGGUCGGGCCCAAUCUACGCGACGACUUCGUUGGCGGCGGCGCUGUCUCGGCUGUAGUUGAUGACGACGCUGGCGCCGGCUGCGGCGACGCGGUAGGCGACGGCGCGGCCGAUGCCCUUGGAGCCGCCGGUGAUGAGAAUGACCUUUCCCUGGAGAGAAGAAGACAUGUUCGGUAUGUCGUGUUCGUGGUUUGUGGUGACUGUUGGAACCUCAUCGGGAGCCGCAUUGAUUUGAUCGUCAUAAUCGCGACGGCCGGCCUUGGAGUUGAGCAGAAGAAGACCCCGGGUUGGAGAUUCGGCUUUGACUCGCCAGGAUUCUUCCAAAUCCGAGCUGGCCCGCCCAGAUCGGAAGAACUACACGCUUGUCGGAUUAUUCCCUCAGAUUCCACCUCGAACUGUCGUCAUCCUUCUGUCGGUUUUACGGCUUUACACACCUUACACGGCGAGUCUGACCCGCGAUCCAUCUAUCUCCGGAAUCUUGUCCACAUCGGAUUACCCAAGUAUAGACAGAAAAAUACUGGACGUAUAACAGACACAGGGUUUACUAUGUAUAAGUAUCAUCGUCAUGUCAUACGUCUCAUCACUCGCAAGACCACUUGCAACAUCACUUACAAUAUCAAGCUAUCCCUUACGUUUACCAACAACCACCAUACAAUGUCCUCAACAUCACUACCUAAGACCUACAAGGUUGCCUGUCUCGAGAAGGCCGGCGAGCCCAUCACCAUCAAGGACGUCGACUUGAAGCAGCCCGAGCCCGGCCAGGUUCUCGUCAAAGUCCUCGCCUGCGGUGUGUGCCAUUCCGACCUGUUCGUGCAGGGCGGCCACCUUGGCGACGUCUUUCCUCGCGUACCAGGCCAUGAACUCAUCGGCGACGUCGUCGCUGUUGGCAGCAGUGUCACCAGGUUCAAGGGUGGGGAGAGAGUGGGAGGGCCAUGGCACGGAGGCCACGACAAGACGUGCCGCUCUUGCGCGCGCGGUCAGUUCCAGAUGUGCGACAACGCCGCCAUCAACGGUGUAAGCAGGGACGGUGGUUACGCCGAGUACGUGCUACUGCGCGAGGAGGCCGUGGUUCGGGUUCCCAAGGACAUCGAUGCCGCCGAGGCAGCACCCCUUCUGUGCGCAGGUGUGACCGUCUUCAACUCGAUGCGCAAGAUGCACAUCGAGCAGGGCAACACGGUCGCCAUCCAAGGCGUGGGUGGGCUGGGUCACCUGGCGGUCCAGUACGCCAACAAGAUGGGCUACCACGUCGUGGCCAUCAGCUCGGGCGACUCGAAGAAGGACUUCGCCACCAAGCUCGGCGCCCACGUCUACAUCGACUCGAGCAAGGACGACCCCGUGAAGCAGCUGCGGGCUCUGGGCGGGGCGGCCAUGAUCGUGGCGACGGCGCCCAACCCCAAGGCCCUCAGCCCCCUGGUAGGAGGUCUGCAGGCGGGCGGCAAGCUCAUUGUUCUUGCUCCCAUCGGUCCGGUCGAGUUUGACACUGUCACGCUGGUCAACCGCGGCGCGUCGGUUCAUGGGUGGCCCAGUGGACACGCACUCGACUCGGAGGAGGCCAUCCGGUUCUCUCAGGACCACGGGGUCAAGUGUAUGAUCGAGAAGUUCCCUCUCGCCGACGCGGCCAAGGCGAUGGAGCACUGUGGUUCGGGAAAGGUGCGCUUCCGAGCCGUCCUGACCAUGUAA